AGGCGAGAGAUUUCUACACUUCAAGAAGAAAAGGAGCAUCACCUCCAAAUAAUUUCUGAACUAGACAAAGAGAUAAAAAUAAAAAAUACCAGGAUCGCAGAACUCACGAAUAAAUGCAAUGUGGAGGAGAGUUCGCCCAAUGACAAGUUUAAAUUGGUUCAACCUCCCGAUUUGUUAAAAUCGAUAGAUUUUAAUUUAAGUUUUGACGAAGGUGAAGCUUCGGGAUCAGGAUAUUUCGACAAAGAAGGCAAAGAAGAUAAUGAUUUAAAUUUUUACGGUUCUGACGAGGGUGAAGCUCCGAAAUCAAGAGAUUUCGACAAGGAAGGCGAUUUAAAUUUUUACGAAGGUAGAGAAGAUAGCAAUGACAAAGAAAGUGAAGACUUUAUAAAUGAUAAUAGCUACGAUGAUCGUAAUGAAUCCGACGUUAAUGAAGGAGGUGGAGAAGAGCAUCCUUCGCCUGACGCUAAUGAAAGGAGGAGAAGGAGAGAUUUUAAUCUCCGUAUAAAAAAAAGAAUUAAUUAUAAUUAUGGUCCUUCGCCCAAAAGGCGUCGUAGAAACAAUUCU
Molecule: messenger RNA, 564 nt
Organism: Funneliformis geosporum
Lineage: Eukaryota; Fungi; Glomeromycota; Glomeromycetes; Glomerales; Glomeraceae
Source: the annotation of a GenBank genome assembly